Symbiodinium necroappetens is the source of this 432-nucleotide messenger RNA. The record is from the annotation of a GenBank genome assembly. Lineage: Eukaryota; Dinophyceae; Suessiales; Symbiodiniaceae.
AUGGCACUUCAGCGCGAGUGCGAGUCCCUCCGGGCUCUGUUCAUUCGUCAACAACAGCAGCAGCUGGCCUUCUGGACUGGACCAUUCAUGGAAGUGCUACACCGUGAUGGACCUUCUCCCAAAACAGAGGUUGGAGAUCCGGGAAGUCAGGCAACGGACAUCCCUCCGUCGCCGAUCAGGUAUGCCUUGCAAGGCCUGCAGGGAGCGCCACCGUCCUCAAAUCCGCGGGCCGGUGUUCAAUGCCCCUCGAGCUUGCAGUCACAGCUUGAGUAUUGGCGCGAGAUGGCGCUAGAUCUCCAAAGGAAGCUGCAGAAGCCUUCGUGCACAGUCAGCUCCAAGGCGACACCGGAGACGGCCUUGAGUCUGGCAUCACGAAGGCACAUUAUCCGGGGCGUGGGAAGCAGUCCGGAGCCGACAGACUUGACCACUUGA